Messenger RNA from Oncorhynchus keta (chum salmon), 1365 nucleotides. Its product is annotated as tumor necrosis factor receptor superfamily member 6B-like. Gene Ontology annotation, molecular function: protein binding. NCBI's taxonomy places the organism in Eukaryota, Metazoa, Chordata, Actinopteri, Salmoniformes, Salmonidae. The record is from RefSeq and is a predicted model, not a curated record. Bases 45 to 1127 code for a protein of 360 amino acids. The transcript is spliced from 5 exons.
ACGAUAAAGGGCGAUAAGGUCUGAAUCAGCCCACAAUAGAGGAUAUGACUCCUCCCCUUCCUCUCUCUAGUCCGAUUGACGAUAAAGGGCAGAGAGAAGGAUCCAUGAUCAAGUCCUUUUACAGCUGGACAAGCGACAACAUCAACAUGUUGUUCACAAUCCUGGUAGUGCUGUCGUCGGUUGAUCUCAGUUGUAGCGCAAUGAAAGAGGUUCUUCAAAGUCAGACCCCGGCCACGUAUCACCACCUGGACUCCUCCACCGGCCAGUUACUCACCUGUCAUCGCUGUCCACCUGGCCAUCACAUGUCUGCGCACUGCACCGCCACCACGCAGACCGUGUGUACACCAUGUCCAUCAGGCCACUACACUCAGUACUGGAACUACCUGCACAAGUGUCUGUACUGCGGCACGUUCUGUGGGGAGCACCAGGUGGUCAAGGAGGAGUGCUCGGUUCUCAAUGACAGGGUGUGUGAGUGCAAAGGAGGAUAUUACUGGGACGCCGAUUUCUGUAUCAGACACACGGAGUGUCCUUCUGGCUACGGGGUGAAACGGAGAGGUACGACGGAGACGGACACAGAGUGUGAAAAAUGCCCUCACGGUUCCUUCUCCUACAGCACUUCUUCGGGCGCGCUGUGCGUAAAUCACACGGAUUGCGCGUCACUGGGGCGGAAGACGGUCCUCAGGGGUACGUGUUGGCACGACAACCUCUGCGCCCUUUCCUGUGAAGAACUGAAAGAUGGAGGUGAGUUUAAACUACUCAGAACGUUCCUUCCUGACUUCUUCGCUCAUCACGAGAUGAGAGUGGUGAAGCUGAGGAAGCUGGUCUGGAGGUUGAUGGCCACUGAAGAGGAGCAGGAGCACCAGCAGCAGCACCCAGCCAGCAGCCUCUCCCAGUCCGGCCAGAGAGGCCUCUUGCAGGGCCAGGUGAAGGACUGGAUCAGGGAUGCCUCAGAGGAAGACCUGAGGAGACUCCCUGAAAUACUGAGGAAGACCCAUCAGAGUGUGAUGGCAGAGAGACUAGAGGGGAAGAUGAGGGAGCUACAGGAAGCCUCUGAUUGUAACUCGGUUAGAAACGGGGUGACCUCAUCACCUCACUGUGAUGUAGAAGAGGUUUCUCAAUCUGAAUAACUCACAGAAUGGAUACAGUACCAUAUAGCCUACAGUGAUCAUGAAUAUACUACUGUAAACCACUGUGCUGUAUGCUGUAUACCUGUGUGUUCACUGGUUAUCAGCUGACUUCCAAAAUACUGAUCAGUUAUGGUUGUACAAUGUGUCUGCUUUGUCCUGGUCAAAUAAUGAAACAUUAAUGUCAGUCCUCAGGGAACGAGAUGGUCCUUUUCCUACUAAAGCCAUGACACCACCUUCA